Saccostrea cuccullata (small rock oyster) is the source of this 3158-nucleotide messenger RNA. RefSeq lists its product as uncharacterized. Gene Ontology annotation, cellular component: plasma membrane; cytoplasm. Gene Ontology annotation, biological process: endosomal transport; endocytosis. The record is from RefSeq and is a predicted model, not a curated record. Gene Ontology annotation, molecular function: calcium ion binding; protein binding. The annotation marks the transcript as partial. NCBI's taxonomy places the organism in Eukaryota, Metazoa, Mollusca, Bivalvia, Ostreida, Ostreidae. The transcript is spliced from 14 exons.
CGGUAAAAUUAAAAUUUUACCGAUCUUCUUUUGAUAAUUAAAUGUAGAUAAUUAUAUAAUAAUAAAGCGCAAACAAUUUAUCGGGGAUAAAUAUUAGUGCAGUCACACUGAAUUUCGAAAAGUGAAAAACGUUGGGUGUAAUUUAAAUAUUUACUAUUUACAGUGGGAUAAAAAGUUUGUAAACAAAACAUAUUUAACACAUGUGUGUCAGCUGUGAAAUCGGGUUUUCCCUUCACACUCUCUCGAGGUGGCGCACUGAAGAAUUACACACUUGGAUGUGCGCGACGAUUUGACCAUGCUUGGAUAAACUCGAAAAAAGGUUAUGUUAUGAAUGGAUUUACUACACAGGUAAACGUGUUUUGGUAUAAGCAGUGUCUCUGCAAUGGAUUAAUUUUUAACUUUCUGGAUUUUUACCCUGUGUUGUGAAUGAAAGAUUUUGUAAGGGCAUGGACCAAAAGGAAUCGGAGGUUGAGGUGUGGCCAGACAUAACCCCCUCAGAACUGAUCCAGCAUGCUAUCCUGUUCUACAGCCAGGGUCCACUGAAUGGGCACCUCACAGGGGAGAGGGCCAGAGACAUCUUUCUUCACUCCAGACUACCAUUGACAGUGCUCAGCAAGAUAUGGAAUCUAGCAGACGUCAAUAAUGACAACCUUUUAAAUGUUGGUGAGUUCAUGGUAGCUGUGCAUCUCAUCAAUGGAGUUCUCAGAGGAAGACUGGUUCCAAAAGUUUUACCAGAGAACGUCACUGUCACAGAACAAGCUGAGGUGCCAGUUGAGGUCCCCUCAGCCUCGGAAAAGGAGGCGUACAACAAAGUGUUCCAGAAAUAUGACCAAUCAGGAAAGGGGUUUAUUACUGGUGAAGAUGCAGUUGAAAUUUUCAAGGAGUCUAAGCUGGAAUCGGAGAAGCUGGCCUCGGUUUGGGAUUGGAGUGACCUAAAUAGAGAUGGACAGUUGAGCAGUGAUGAAUGGCUUGUUGCCUGCCACCUCCUUAGAUAUUUAAAAAGUGGAAAUUCCUUGGAUGGUAUUGUAAAUCCAUUUAAUGUGGUUCCUCAGAAGGUUUCUCCAAAUUCACUUUUGGCCCGAAAAACUAGAAUUGAAGAAUAUGAAAAGCACAAGCAAAGGCUUAUGCAGUUGAAGGAAAAGCGAAAAGUACAAAUCCAGAGAGAAAGUCAAAGACUAGAGCUGGUGAAAGAAAAGAAACGACUUCAAGAACAAUUGGUCACUUGUCUGAAAAGUAACAACAAUAACCCACUAAGUGAAGAAGAAAUCAACCAUCUUGUUCAAACUGACAAGGAUAAUUUGGAGAAACUAGAAGAAAUAGUUGCAAGGUUAAAGAAAGAACAUGAGCAGAUCAGACAGGAAACAGUUCAGGUGAUUCUGGGAGAGCAGAAGUUACAGGUGGAACAUCGUCUGUUGAAAAACGAACUGGACGAACUCAAUAAGAGGUUAGGAAGUCAACACACAAAGGCUACCAAAGAUCCUGAUCCAUUCCAUCAACUGUACGAACAAAGAAAAGAGGAGAGAAAGAAGAGUAAUUUAUCUGAGGGGGAGGAGCCCGAGGUCCAUCUGCCAUUCAAUCCAUUCGAGACCGAGUCCCUCCAUCACAGUUCUGUCUCGGGCUCACACUUAUUUCUGAGUCCAAACUCACUCAACAACAACAAUACAAAGCACCCACCGGAGACUCAGGCUUUCCUGGAGAGUCUUCACGAGUUUGGGGAAAAAUUUCUUGGAUCCUGGUCAGACGAAGAGUCAACCUCAAUGUCAGCUACAGACGAGAUGACAAACCAGGGGGAGGAUCCAGUGUUUAAAACUGUAGAAGUCUCGGACGACAGUGACCCGUGGAUGGGUCUGAACUGGUGCCAGAAUAAACUGGCUGCCCUCAGUGACCAGAAAUUCCAUGACCUGCACCGGAAACUGGUGGACCUCAAAGCAGAAUUCCAAAAACUGAACCAGGAGUCGGGUGGACAGCUAGUGUUUAGGAACCCGUCUGACUAUUUAGCCAGGAAAAAGGAAAAAGAGGAAGAGGAACAGAGAGAGAAACAAAAGUUCCCACGACGAUCCAAGAGCUCGGCCGACAAAGAUUACACAGCCAAACGCAGAAGUUACGUUCUAGACAGGAAGAAUGAAGAUAGUGAAGCAGCAAGGGAGAAGCGAUUAAACCGUCGGUCCCUAAACCUCGAAAACAGAACCGAGAAAUCCAGGGCCCCUGACAGGCCACUGUCCUCGCCUUUAAAGAGUGAUAAACCUGAACCCAAAUCUAGAACUUGUCCAGAAACCGAGACCUCAACUUCCACCAGUCCCACUCGCCUAGCUUCUACAAAGAAAACCCGAGCUCCCCCUCCGCCCUGUUCUCCAAGUAAAGAAUCUAGAAUCCCGGUACCAUCUGGAGCAGGAAAUCCAGAGAGACCUCCAAGAAGAAAGAAAUCCAGCAGCGGUGAAGAACCUGCAUCCCCAAAGACUACAGAAAACAACAACCCUGGGUCUCCAAGGUCAUCUUUUCUCUUCAGCGAAGAUCAGAAGGAGAAACCUGUCGAAUCUGCUCCUGCAGAAGAAGUCUUUGAGUCUGCUGUAGAAUCUAAUGUCUCUUGUUCUCCAGAAAGUGUAACUUUAGAAAAAAUUCCAGAGGGUGUAAUUCCAGAGGUGUCCAAAACUGAAUCUGAACAACUUAACUCUGAAAGAGCAAGUGAAGAAUGCAUUACUGUGAUAGAAAAUAAAACAAAGGGUGAAACAUUGAACUCUGAACUUAAUCCCAAUGAGAAGGAGAGUAUACUUGUGAAUCAUUUAGAUAUCAAACUCAUUGAAAUUGUUCCAGAAGUUUCUGAAGAAAAGGAAGCCCCAAGCAAAGCUGUGUCUUUCUCUAAAGAACAUAUUGAAAUUCCCAAUCCAGACACGGUAUCUUUGUGUAGUAUAGACUCGAUUCCCCCAGAUCUGCCAAAUUCUGCACCACCUCCACUUCUACCCAAACAACCGGACACUGCUUCCAUUGGAGAAGAAGCUGUGGUGAUAGCACAGGAAGUCAAAGUCACUGAAACUUCUGCUCCUGUCAUAGAAGAGGAAAUUUUAAAAACUGAAGAGGUUGCGGUAGAGAGUUCUGGACAGCCUGAGCUUAGUGACAUUAGUGAUAAAGACAAUCUUAUUGAAGGAUCCAUUUCUACCAAA